AUGGUUUCUCUGAAGCCUCCGUCUCUGGUGCCGGUGUCCUGCGCGCAGGCUCUGCUCGCUGCGGGCUGCCUCUCCGUCGCCCUGCUCGCCUUCCUGCUGGUCCGCCAGCUCGUCAAGCAGAGGAGACCCCCGGGGUUCCCUCCCGGUCCAUCUCCCAUCCCGGUGAUCGGCAGCAUUCUGUCUCUGGUCACCGAGCCGCACGUCUUCCUCAAGAACCAGAGUGAAGUUCACGGACAGAUUUUCAGUCUUGACCUGGGGGGCAUCCUGACCGUGGUGUUGAACGGCUACGACUGUGUCCGGGAAUGCCUUUACCACCAGAGCGAGGUGUUUGCUGACCGGCCGUCGCUGCCGUUAUUCAAAAAAAUGACCAAAAUGGGUGGGCUCCUUAACUGUAAAUAUGGCAAAGGCUGGAUUGAACACCGGAAGCUCGCCUGCAACUCUUUCCGCUACUUCGGCAGCGGCCAGAGACUGUUUGAGAGGAAGAUCUCUGAGGAGUGCAUGUUCUUCGUCGAUGCCAUCGACGAGCACAAGGGCAAACCCUUCAACCCCAAACACCUGGUGACCAACGCCGUGUCCAACAUCACCAAUCUGAUCAUUUUCGGACAGCGCUUCACCUACGACGACCGCAACUUCCAGCACAUGAUCGAGAUCUUCAGCGAGAACGUGGAGCUGGCGGUGAGCGGCUGGGCCUUCCUCUACAACGCCUUCCCCUGGAUCGAGUAUGUGCCCUUUGGAAAGCACCAGAAGCUGUUCCGCAACGCUGCUCAAGUUUAUGACUUCUUGCUGGAGGUUAUAAACGGGUUUUCUCAGGGCAGGGUGCCUCAUGAACCGCGCCACUACGUUGACGCCUACUUGGAUGAGUUGGAGCAGAAUGCAGGAGACCCCACGUCCUCCUAUUCUUAUGAGAAUCUCAUCUAUUCAGUGGGCGAACUCAUUAUCGCUGGGACAGAAACCACGACGAACACGCUGCGCUGGGCCAUGCUGUACAUGGCCAUGUACCCCAACAUACAAGAGAGGGUGCACCGGGAGAUCGACAGUGUGUUGGCCAAUGGGAGGGCUCCCACUCUGGAGGACAAGCAGAAGAUGCCCUACGUGGAGGCCGUCCUGCACGAGGUCCUUCGCUUCUGCAACAUCGUGCCACUCGGUAUUUUCCGUGCCACCUCCCAGGAUGCAAAAGUCAACGGCUACACAAUCCCCAAAGGCACCAUGGUGAUCACGAACCUCUACUCUGUGCACUUUGACGAGAAGUACUGGAACGAUCCAGGCGUGUUCUUACCACAGAGGUUUCUGGACAGCAGCGGCAACUUCGUGAGGCGCGAGGCCUUCCUUCCAUUCUCUCUGGGGAGGCGUCACUGCCUGGGUGAACAGCUGGCCAGAAUGGAGAUGUUCCUCUUCUUCACGACUCUGCUGCAGAGGUUUCAUCUUCAGUUCCCACCAGGAACCGUUCCAACUGUAACUCCCAAACUGGGCAUGACCCUGCAGCCCAAACCCUACUCCAUCUGUGCAGUCCGCCGGCAACACAAAGUUCCCUGCAGCGGAGACACUCCUUAUAACAAGUAGACAAGAAAGCAAUUAUUCUCGCAUGUUCAAGCCAGAUUUGUACGACUUUGCACAGCAAUGCAACCACAUGAUAUAAAAACUAUAUCAUUCUGGACUGUUCCAGUGCAUUGCAAUCUUCUUUCCAAAGGACUUUCAGUAGGAGAGGUGCCUCUCUGCAUCUGAACAUGUAAUCUAGUUUAUUCAAUUACUAUUGAUUUUUUUUUAAACUGAGCAAUAUGCAUGUUUGCACAUUACCUUUAAACAGCAGGGGAGGCAGCAAGUGCUCAAAGGACAUCCUGGGAACACAAGUGUGCUAUCGAUUUAGUUCUCGGAGCCCACAAAAUGAAAUGUCUAUGAACCUCGGUGCGGAGGCAGCGGGUUAGGUUUGUGUCAAUGAUUGAUAGUAUGUACACCUCCGCUGGUUCAUAGCCCUGCCUUCCCGGGACUGCUGGAAGUCAGACAGCUGACAUCGAUAGUUCACAUGCGCUGGGUGAAAUUGGACUAACAGACUUUCCAAGAAAGUUCUGAAAACUGUGUUGGAGCUGGACGGGGGCCAAGAUUUGCGUCAUCUGGACUGACUCUGACCCCUUCUCCAGGGAUGGUGCUCUGCGGAAAACCUUGCUCUUAGAAAGCAAAUGCAACCCUGGUGCAUUUAUAAAAACUGACUGUGCAACACUGAUUUCUGCUAAAUGGUGCUUAUCCGUACUGACAGUGUACUGCAUUUAUAUGUAAAGGUUAACUUUUGUUUGUUCUUGUUUUUGUAAUAUUGACGGUGUGAUUGUGUUUUUUUUGUGUACAUACAUAAAGUCUUUCUUAAGAUACUG
Messenger RNA from Stegastes partitus (bicolor damselfish), 2363 nucleotides. It is a transcript of the gene cyp2r1, whose product is annotated as cytochrome P450, family 2, subfamily R, polypeptide 1. Gene Ontology annotation, biological process: xenobiotic metabolic process. The transcript is spliced from 5 exons. The coding region runs from base 1 to 1560 and encodes 519 amino acids. Gene Ontology annotation, cellular component: intracellular membrane-bounded organelle; cytoplasm. Gene Ontology annotation, molecular function: heme binding; iron ion binding; oxidoreductase activity, acting on paired donors, with incorporation or reduction of molecular oxygen, reduced flavin or flavoprotein as one donor, and incorporation of one atom of oxygen. Lineage: Eukaryota; Metazoa; Chordata; Actinopteri; Pomacentridae. The record is from RefSeq and is a predicted model, not a curated record.